Molecule: messenger RNA, 2035 nt
Organism: Acomys russatus (golden spiny mouse)
Lineage: Eukaryota; Metazoa; Chordata; Mammalia; Rodentia; Muridae
Gene: Themis2
Product: thymocyte selection associated family member 2
Exons: 6
Coding region: 47-2035 (662 amino acids)
Biological process (GO): T cell receptor signaling pathway
Source: RefSeq, a predicted model, not a curated record
UGCCUGAGGCAGACCGGUCUGAGCAGCGCUAGCUGGGGACAAGACUAUGGAGCCCGUGCCGCUGCAGGACUUCGUGAGAGGCCUGGACCCCACCUCCCUCCCGCGAGUGCUGCGGGUCUGCUCCGGAGUCUACUUUGAAGGUUCCGUCUAUGAGCUCUUUGGGAAUGAGUGCUGCCUCUCCACGGGGGACCUGAUCAAGGUCACCCAUGUUCACCUCCAGGAGGUAGUGUGUGAGGACCCAGAGACGGGUCAGAGCUUGGAGCUCAGCCUCAAAUUCACAGGUCUCUUCAGCCCACUCACCAGCCGGCAGAGCUACAGAACCCUGGAGGACCUCAUUUCUGCCAUGCCUCAGAACGCCACACAAUGGCCCAUCUUCUUCAAGUCAACUCAGAGAAUUGUCACAGAGGCCAGUGUGGUGCCUGAGGACCAGCUCCUCAGGCUCGAGGCUGUGGAAAUGCACCACGGAACCCGCUAUGCCCGCUGCGCCCUGCCAUCAAAGACCCAGGAGGCCACCCUUUACCUGCCCCUUUCUCAGAAGGGACCCUUCUGGAGAUGCAAGCCCGGUGCCCCACAAACCAUCCUCCAGAUCCUGCAGGACCCUGCUAUGACGGACCUUCAGUUUACCUGCCCUAGCCUACCCUGGCGCUCUGUGAUCCUAAAGCCCCAGUAUAUGCUCCAAGCCAUCAUGCACAUGCGCAGCACCAUCGUCAAGAUCCCGUCUACCCUGGAGGUGGAAGUAGAAGAUGUCACCAGCUCCUCCCAGCACGUCCACUUCAUCAAACCCCUGCUGCUGAGUGAAAUCCUGGCCCGGGGAGGCCCCUUCCCUCUGUCCACGGAGAUCCUGGAGGUUCCUGAGGGACCAACCAUGUUGCUCAGCCCAUGGGUGGGAUCUCUCCACAAAGGCCAGAGGCUCUGCAUCUAUGGCCCAGCCUCACCACCCUGGAGGGUUGUGGCCUCAAGCAAGAGCCGGAAAGUGCCCAGAUACUUCAUCCUCUCUGGGGCCUACCAGGGCAAGCUCAGGAGGAGGCCAAGAGAGUUCUCCACGGCCUAUGACCUGUUGGGCGCUCUCCAGCCAGGCAGGCCCCUCCGGGUGGUGGCCACAAAAGACUGCGAUGCGAACGAGGAGGAGCAUCCUGAGUUCUCUUUCCUGUCCGUGGGUGAUCGGCUGGAGGUGCUGAGGUCAGGCCAGGUCUGUGGGACCCAAGGGCAGGACAUAGAUGUCCUGAUUUGUCAGCGGCUGAAUGAGCAGGCCGGGGAGGAAGAGGACGAGUUGGAGGAAGAAGAGGAGGAGGCAGAUGAGGACAAAGAACAGAUUUUGCUACCCUUCUACCUCUCUGGUGGCUUUGUGGAGGAGGUCAAUGACAGCCGGCGCUAUACUCUAGCGGACCUCACAGCCCAGUUCUCCCUGCCCUGUGAGGUUAAGGUGGUGGCCAAGGAUCCCUGUCACCCCUCUGAUCCUCUGGUUUCCUUCCCGGGCCUGCGGCUGGAGGAGAAGCUCACAGAACCCUUUUUGGUGGUAGGCCUAGACUCCCAGCCAGAAUCGGGCUUUGAGAUCCCUCCCCGGUGGCUGGACCUGACUGUGGUGGAGACUGAGGGCCAGCCAGGCCAGGGGGCUGGGCCACUAUCUGUUGCUACAGUGGAGGAACUGUCGGAAUCCUUUUACUACAGCCUCCGGAAGCUGCCAGCCUCCGAGAGCCAGGCUCCCCCACCUCGGCCCCCAAAGAGCCUGGGCAUCAGCAAGCCGAAGCAGAGCAAAAACAACUAUCAGGAAGGUGAUUUAAAGCCUCAAGUUGUAGGACCAGAGCAAACCUGCCCACUGCCUGAACUCAAAGGGAAGACCUUGGAAAACCUCCCCAAGAACAAAUCCAAUGUCUACAACAAGAUUUCUGUCAAGAAGAAACCCAGUCCCCAAAUACAGGAUUCAGUGCUGGGUAUGAAACCCAAAUCCUCGAGCACGCUCAGCAAAACCUCCACCACCGAGUCACACCUUCCGCCUGACCCAGACAUGGCUGACCAUGACUAUGAAGAAAUCUGA